CGGCGGGCGGCCUGGUGGGGAAGGGGCGCGACAUCAGCCUAGCGGCCCUGCAGCGCCACGACCCCUAUAUCAACCGCAUCGUGGACGUGGCUAGCCAGGUGGCCCUGUACACUUUCGGCCAUCGGGCCAACGAGUGGUUCCCAGGUGGUGCUUGCUGCUGCUGCUGAGCUGUGAAUCAUACUUUGAGACCCACCAAACUAAGGAGAAGACUGAUGUGGAAGGAACUUUAUUUGUGUACACAAGGUCUGCUUCUCCAAAGCAUGGAUUCACCAUUAUGAAUAGGCUGAGCAUGGAAAAUAGAACAGAACCCAUUACUAAAGACCUGGAUUUCCAACUCCAGGACCCAUUCCUUCUCUACAGAAAUGCCAGAUUGUCCAUUUAUGGAAUUUGGUUUUAUGAUAAGGAAGAAUGCCAAAGAAUUGCAGAACUUAUGAAAAACCUAACUCAAUAUGAACAGUUGAAAGCCCAUCGGGGAGCUGGAGCAGGAAUCUCCCCAGUGAUGCCCAAUUCUGGAGAGGGCAAAGAAGUAGAUAUCUUAAGAAUGCUUACCAAAGCCAAAGAUGAAUACACAAAGUGUAAAACCUGUUCUGAGCCAAAACAGAUAACUAGUUCAUCUGCUAUCUAUGACAACCCCAAUCUCAUCAAACCAAUCCCAGUAAAACCCAGUGACAACCAGCAGCAGCGCAUACCUCAGCCCAACCAGACUUUAGAACCUGAACCCCAACACUUAUCCUUGACAGCUCUGUUUGGGAAGCAAGACAAAGCUACCUACCAGGAAACUAUAGAGCUCCCCCAUACUGUCCAGCAGCAACAGCAGCAGCAGCAGCAGCAAGAAAAGUUUCCAAUUAGGCAGGGAGUUGUACGCUCUCUGUCCUAUGAGGAGCCCAGAAGGCAGUCACCUCUCAUGGAGAAACAGCUCUGUCCAGCCAUUCAAAAACUCAUGGUCAGGAGCACAGACCUGCAACCACUGUCAGAGUUGCCUGAACAGAGGCCCUGUGGAAAUGGAAGCUCCCAUUCUGCUGGGGAAAUUGUUCCUGGGCCUCUCCAGCCAGGGUCUCCCCAUAACAUCAGGACUUUGCAUGCUGGACACAGUGCUUCCAGAACCCAGAACCUGUUAGAGAAGCUCCAGAGUGCCCCAGGGGCAGCAAACAAGUACAACAUUAGUACACCAGCACCUGCAAGCCCAGUUGCCCCCAACAGCAGCAGAACCUUCUCUGCUGCCACUCCCGUGACUCCAGGCAAGGGUCUAGCCCAGCCACAACUGGUGUAUUUCAAUGGCUCCCUUCCGCCUCAGAUGCCAGGACAACAGGCCCACGGAAAGGGACAGUCCACACUGCCAAGACAAAGACUCCCAGUCUCUGGCAGUCAGACGAGCAGCCCUGGGGUGAUCUCCCCUCAGGAGUUAUUGAGAAAGCUCCAGGUUGUACAGCAGGAGCAGCAGCUACAGACCUCUCACCGUCCAGCCUUGGCAGCCAAGUUCCCUGUGGUGACCCAGAGCUCUAGGACAGGGAAACCCUUGGAGUCCUGGAUCAACAAGACAUCCAGCACAGAGAAGCAGGCUCCUCUUUUGCAGGUCAUCUCACCUCAGCGCACUCCUACUACAGUGGCUCCUUCUCUGCUCAUGUCCCCCAUGGUGUUCACUCAAGCCUCCUGCACUCCACCAAGGGAGAGGGAUAAUGGACUCUUGCUCCUGGGAGGCCAAGAAUCACCUGCUGCACCCACCAGCCUCCUCCUGCCCCUGCAGAACCCAGAGCCCUCUGUGGUAGCCAGCAGCCCUCUCACCAGGCUGCAGCUCCAAGAAGCCCUGCUGUACCUAGUUCAGAAUGAUGACAACUUCUUAAAUAUAAUCUAUGAAGCCUAUCUCUUCAGCAUGACACAAGCAGCCAUGAAAAAGACUAUGUGAAAGCAAAUCAUUUUAAAAUUGAUUUCCAAGGUCCUUCUAGAACUCCAGCACAAGGUUCUUUUGUGUGAAGUGGUGUAAACUAAAAUGUUUCUGCCUUUUUUAAAAAAGUGUGUGUAAUAUGAAGUAAAACGUUUUUGUAUA
Messenger RNA from Sciurus carolinensis (gray squirrel), 2044 nucleotides. RefSeq names its product decapping mRNA 1B (gene Dcp1b). Gene Ontology annotation, biological process: positive regulation of catalytic activity; deadenylation-dependent decapping of nuclear-transcribed mRNA; deadenylation-independent decapping of nuclear-transcribed mRNA. Gene Ontology annotation, cellular component: P-body. The transcript is spliced from 10 exons. Gene Ontology annotation, molecular function: enzyme activator activity; mRNA binding. Bases 275 to 1903 code for a protein of 542 amino acids. The record is from RefSeq and is a predicted model, not a curated record. NCBI's taxonomy places the organism in Eukaryota, Metazoa, Chordata, Mammalia, Rodentia, Sciuridae.